Molecule: messenger RNA, 693 nt
Organism: Pseudogymnoascus destructans
Lineage: Eukaryota; Fungi; Ascomycota; Leotiomycetes; Thelebolales; Thelebolaceae
Exons: 2
Coding region: 1-693 (230 amino acids)
Source: RefSeq, a predicted model, not a curated record
AUGUCGAUCAACAGCGGACUCUUCGAUGGGUCGCUGCCGUUCCCAAGAAGCCCUCGAAAUGGCUCUCUUCACACUCCGCCGUCGAUAUCCUCAAACUCACGCGCAAACAGCUUGUGGGAGGGCGAUGCCGAUGAAGUUCACUCCAAGAAGCAUGCCGUGAUGGUAUCUUACCUUCACGGCAGGAUAGCUUCUCAGAUGUGGUUUGAUGUCAACAAAGAGUUCCUCUAUACACCUGCUGGUUCUGGCUGCUCGAACUCGCCAAUCUCGAGUUAUGACCGGACAUCAGUUCAGGGUGUCCUCCUGAGGACCUCGCGCGGGGUCUACGUGACACAGCCAUCAAACCUGUGCCAUAACCUUAUUGCUGCGGUGCAGAGGUUGAAUGUGGAGGUCGCCUUCACCAUGUCGACUGAGCUCACGAAUUUGAUAUUCUCAACAAUUACACCAAACCAGACUGAGUUCAUCCUGCCACAUGAUAGCACGCAGUAUCAGAUUUUGGACUCGUUUGAGGAUAUGGCCAAGGCUUCGUCGAACAAGCUCAAGCGUUUCCAGUAUACCUGUUUCGUCAGGAAAGAAAGGGUUGUUCUGUUGUGGCAUGACGACGUCGAGUCCAUCUUGAGCCAUGGAGACAAGGUUGAGAGACAGCUGCUCACAGUCGUAAGUAGAACUUCCAACUCAGCCUGGUACCUAUACUGA